CGAAGCUGGAUUGGAAUCCCGAUUCUGGCGCAGCGCAGAGAGCUCCGGUGUAGACGGCCACGACCAUGCAUGCUACGCGUUGCAAUCGCAUUAUCAUUAGUCGCAUACCGUCAAACAAUUCACAGUAGCGAGCAGCAAACGAUAUAGCAUUUACUCAUGCCGAACGAUCCAUCCCUUUGCGACGUCUUUCGACCCUGACCACCCCCCCAGCUUGCGAUGCCGAUUUGUAUCGAGUGCCGCCAUCCGGUCAAGACACUAUGGACCAAAUACUCCAAUGCUGAUGACAAGUCGAGCGGUCACAACAUCCGCCUGACGGUUUGCAGAAAUUGCGGCCACUUUUGCGACAAAUACGUCGAGCACGAUUUCGUGGUGCUGUUCAUCGAUCUCGUCCUGAUUAAACCCCAGGUCUAUCGUCAUCUAUUGCACAAUACCUUAAUGAAGGAUGACGACCGUUUUGAUUCAUCCAUCGUACGACUCGGCAUCCUUUUGCUUCUAUUCGACGUCUACUUGACAUGGGCGCGCAUUGAGAAGCAGACGGUGCCCAUCUCUGCUCGGGGCGAGGGCGCCAACCUGGGCAGCUUGGCACAGCAGUCUAUCGUGUCCCAAUACUUCUUCUUCCUCAUCCUUUGCGCUUUGUCGACAUUUGCCUUCCAUAUGAGCAUUCGCUUCCUGACUUCAUCCAAGUUCUCUCCGCUGAACUUCUUCAACAUCUUAACCCGAUAUUCGCGUCCGAACUCCGUAUCGACCGCACUCCUCGUCUCGUCUUCGACCAAGCUAUUUCCGAUACUCAUGGUCAUAUGGCAGUACGAUGUCCCAGCUGCGGCUCGGUCGCUGGGCUGGGCCGUCGUAGCAAACAACGUCGAGGCCCUUCGUAUUCUGCUGGAUUGCGGGUACGGCGUUGCCACUUUGCUCGCCACGCUGGGAGCUCUAGCCCGGUGGACAGUGGGACGUAGUGUUCUCUGGGCUGCCGGGCUAGAUGGAGUGGACUCUAUCGGAGAGACGAGCAUUGCUGCAGAUGGCAAAGCCCUCUGGGCUCUGUUGAUGUACGUGAGAGAGUGGGCAAGUGAUCUAGCCGCGGGGUAACAGGUAGUAUAUAGCUGUAGAAGCCAGG
Messenger RNA from Colletotrichum scovillei, 1111 nucleotides. RefSeq names its product Arv1-like family protein. The record is from RefSeq and is a predicted model, not a curated record. Gene Ontology annotation, biological process: sterol metabolic process; regulation of plasma membrane sterol distribution; sphingolipid metabolic process. NCBI's taxonomy places the organism in Eukaryota, Fungi, Ascomycota, Sordariomycetes, Glomerellales, Glomerellaceae. The transcript is spliced from 3 exons. The coding region runs from base 217 to 1083 and encodes 288 amino acids. Gene Ontology annotation, cellular component: cortical endoplasmic reticulum; Golgi apparatus.